This is a messenger RNA of Aspergillus candidus, 705 nucleotides long. Its product is annotated as ATG3/ATG10 family protein. Gene Ontology annotation, molecular function: Atg12 transferase activity. NCBI's taxonomy places the organism in Eukaryota, Fungi, Ascomycota, Eurotiomycetes, Eurotiales, Aspergillaceae. The transcript has 4 exons. Gene Ontology annotation, biological process: macroautophagy; protein lipidation; protein modification by small protein conjugation. Gene Ontology annotation, cellular component: intracellular anatomical structure. The record is from RefSeq and is a predicted model, not a curated record. The coding region runs from base 1 to 705 and encodes 234 amino acids.
AUGGCGUCGCCUCUGACUCCCCCACGCGCACAUUCCUGUUCGGCCUUCCCGUUUCUCACGGAACAGGAAUUCGAAAGCGCCUGCUGCUUUCUGGUUGACCGUCUCCACUUGCUGGGUGAUUCGCCUGCUGUGGGAUGCUGGUCGUCAAUCCAACUGACACGCAAGGCAACCGGUCCGAUUUUGAAGAUAUCACAAAACAUUGAUAUUAAUCAUCAUGACGAGGACCUCAUGGGGUCUGACCGGCUUGACGAAUCGCAGCUGGAGCUCCACGAAGAUGAUCCAGAGGCCCUCGUUCGCAGAUCUGAUCCCCGUGCCCGCCUACAGGUAAACUAUGAAAUUAUCCUCUCUUCCACAUAUCAGGUGCCUGUUUUAUAUUUCACAUUACGGCAUGAUAGCCAUCCGGGACCGCUGGGAUUAGACGCUGUUUACCGGUAUCUCGUAUCGGACCAGCAUACAAACGAGCUCCAAAGUGUUGGUGUCAUGGGAAGUAUUAGUUUUGGCUACCAUCCAGAAUCCGGGACCCCCGCAUCUUUUGUUCAUCCAUGUAACACUGCGGACGCUAUGAGGUGCAUCGCAGGGCAGCAGGCCGUCGACCCCGAUACUUAUCUCAUCAUCUGGCUCGGGCUGGUGGGCAGCCGUCUUGGUCUCCAUUUACCGUCUGCCGUCUUCGUCGCCAAUGAUCAGGCUCGGACCCAAGGCAAAUAA